AUGGAGAAGGUGGCGAUUAUUACAACGAGGAACCCCAAGAAGAAGAAGAUGGUUACUACAACGAGGAAGCUCAGGAUGGCGAUGCAGAGAAGAUAUAACUAUGAUGAUAAUCACGAGGAAGGUCAUGAAGAGACCGAAGAACCAGAAUAUGAAGACCAUACAGAGCCUGAACCCGAGCCAGAGGAAGCACCUGAAAACAAUGAGGUGAUUGAACCGGAAAAGCAAGACGACGAUGACUAUGGAGCGGAAGAGCAGGUAGAGAGUCAUGAAACAAAUGCUGAAGAUUCGAAUGCAGCAGGAGAUAGUGGCGGCGGUGGCGGAUUCGGCAGUCUCGUGAAAGGAGCGUUAGAUGGCUUUGGUAGUUCUAACAUUGGAGAUAUUGUUGGAUCCAUCAGUCAGAUCGCUGGAGGAGAAGGUGGUCUCACAACUAUAAUGUCUUCUGGUGGUUAUGAACUGACUGAAACUGGUGCGAUUAUUGGUGCGAUAGCUGGUAACCUCAUUUUCAAUAUGGGUGGGCGUGGCAACUCACUCACUAGCAUUGGAAAAGUGAUCUUGGACAACAUUAUCAGUGGAAAGUACAAACGAGAUGUAAGUCCUUUUCUGAAGUCCACUGUU
Molecule: messenger RNA, 615 nt
Organism: Cooperia oncophora
Lineage: Eukaryota; Metazoa; Nematoda; Chromadorea; Rhabditida; Trichostrongylidae
Source: the annotation of a GenBank genome assembly